UAAAAGAGCACAUUUCUAUUAAAUGUGUCUGUUCAAUGCAUACUAUUUCAUAACAUUUCUUUUUUAAAGUUUCAACCAGCCAAAAAAUGUCGCUAAAAUUAAAUCUUAUAGCUGCAGUAUGUGAAAACAUGGGUAUUGGAAAAAAUAAUGAUUUACCAUGGAGAUUAAAAUCGGAAAUGGCUUAUUUUACACGAAUGACCUCCGAAAGUAAAAAUAAUAAGAAAAAUGUUGUUAUCAUGGGUCGAAAAACUUGGGAUAGUAUUCCACCUAAAUACAAACCAUUAAAUAACAGGAUUAAUUUUAUUUUAUCCAGAUCUAAUGUUUAUCUUGAUGGAUAUAAAGAUUGUUUUGCAUUUAAGAGUUUAGAUGAAGCUAUUGAUAAGUUAAAUAACAAGGAUUAUCAGAAGAUUUAUGAUAAUGUUUGGGUUAUUGGUGGUAGUUUAAUUUAUAAAGCUUCUAUGGCCAACAAAUAUUUUUAUAGAUUGUAUUUAACAGAAAUUAAAAAGCAGUAUGACUGUGAUACUUAUUUUCCAAAGUUGAAUGGUAAUUUAAAGGAAGUAAAAGAUGAUUGUGUUCCUGAAGAGGUUCAAGAAGAAAAUGGGAUAUCUUUUGUAUAUAAAAUUUAUGAGAACAUUGAUUAUAAAGAAGAAUAAAUCUGUAUUUUUUUUAUUAA
This is a messenger RNA of Onthophagus taurus, 673 nucleotides long. RefSeq names its product Dihydrofolate reductase (gene Dhfr). Gene Ontology annotation, molecular function: dihydrofolate reductase activity; NADP binding. Lineage: Eukaryota; Metazoa; Arthropoda; Insecta; Coleoptera; Scarabaeidae. Gene Ontology annotation, biological process: folic acid metabolic process; tetrahydrofolate biosynthetic process; dihydrofolate metabolic process. The record is from RefSeq and is a predicted model, not a curated record. Gene Ontology annotation, cellular component: mitochondrion.